AUGAAUGCUUUAAUAUUAAAUUUUUUGUUUAUAUGUUUUUAUAUUAUAUAUGUCCUACUCAUUCAUUCAUCGUUAAUGAUAAAGACUCCUAAUAUGUUUCUUUUCGAGAUGGUUGAAACGUGUUAUGCCCCAUUUUCUCCAAAUUUUCAAUAUAUUGAAGGAAAUGUAGAACAUAAAAAUGACUGUUCAAAAUUUUUAAAAAACAAUAUUAAUAAUAAUAAAAAAAAAAAGAAAAAAAAAAAAAAAAAGAUAAAGUUCAAUUCUAAUAAAUUUACUUGUGAAGAAGAAUUAAUAAAUGCGGAUAAUCACGUAAAUAGAAAAGUUGUAAAAUAUGUAGAAAAAAAAGAUAAAAAAGAAAAUGUUAAUAAAACAUACAAUGGAUAUAAUAAUAUAAUUGCUAAAAUUUGGGAAAAUAUGAAUGAAAUUAAUAGCUUUAGUAAGAAUAAAAAUGAUUAUAAUAAAAAUGGUAAUAACAACAAAUGUUAUAUUAAUUUUUAUGAUUACAGUGAUUUAAAAUAUUGCAAUAAUUUUAAUUUUUUUAUUAAUGAAGCAAAAAAUAAGGGAGAUGUAAAUAUAGAUAGAGAUAGUAAAUGUAAAAAUAAUAAUUUUUAUAGUCAUAACCAAAUAAUAAAUGGAUAUUUAUCGAAUGGAAAAAAUAAAUUGAAUGAAAUGAAAAAACACAAUUUUAUUAGUAAAGGGAAUACCUUUUUUUUAAUUUAUGAAGUGUAUACACAUAAAAUAUAUAGGUACCUCAAAAGUAUUUUAGAUAAAAAUAUUUCAAAGAGAAGUGCUAAUGCGUAUAAUGAGUAUGAAACAUAUUUAUUGGAAUGUAAAAAAAUUUCACACAAAUCAAGGAAAAAGGAAUCACAUAAUGAUUUAAGUAAUAACAUUAAUAAUAGCAAUAAAAAGAAAAAUGAAUUAUAUUAUUCAAAAAACAAGAAAAGAAAAAAAAAAAAAAAAGAGGAAGGAAUAAUAGAUAAUUGCAAAAGUGAAAGAAAUGAAGAAUUAAUAAAAAAUAAAACAAGAAACUCGAUUAUCUAUGAACGGAAAUAUAUGUAUUGCAUAAACAAAAGUGUUAAGAAUAAUUUAAAUUUUAUAAAUAUUUAUAAAAAAUGUAAAAAGUAUAAAAUAUUCUCUUAUGAAUUCAUUAAUUGCCCCUUAGAAAAAGAUGAGAAUAAUUAUUCAUAUUCAGAAAGUAAAUUUAUAUUUUCAUUAUUUAUAAAAAAUUACUAUAGAAAAAAAAAUAAGAUUCUUACUGAUGAAAGAAAAAAGGAAGAAAAUUUUUAUAAAAAAGCUGAUAUUUUUGUAAGUAAUAAAUCUAUUUGGAUAUUUCGUUAUUGUAAAAAAGAAAUAUCACUAAUUAUUUUUUUUACUGUCAAAGAACAAGUUCUUGCAUUAAUUUUUACUGAUUACAAUUCACAUUUUAAAAAUAAUAAUUCUUAUUAUUUUAUUAAUGACAAAAAAGUAUAUAAAAGUGAUGAAUAUGAUAAAAAGGAUAAAGAUAUGGAAAAAUAUAUGUAUAAUUUACAAAAUUCUUAUAUAUGUGAGAAAAGCCAGGAAAUUUGUUAUUACAAUAAUACUGAUUGCUAUAUAGAUAAACUUAAUAAUCCUUUUUUUCAAUCUUGUAAAAAUGAAAAUGAAAAAAUGUAUAAAAAAAAUAAAUACUUUUCAAAUUUGAAUAAAAUAAAAAAUUGUAAUCUUAAUAGCCAGUUAAAAAAUAAGCAUGAGAAGGAAAUAUUAUGUUCUUUAAAUAAAGGAAAUAAAGGAAAUAAAGAAAAGAAAAACUGUACAAUUUCUAAAAAAAAAAAAAAAAGAAAAAAAAAUGAAGAGAAUUACAAAUAUAGUUAUAAAAUAGAUUUUAACGCUUCUAAAAAUAUAAAAAGAAAAAGUAUAUGGAAUAAUUUUCAAGGUAAUAUAUAUAUCAAUUAUGUGAAAGGUUUUUAUUAUUUUUACUUUUAUAUAUUCGAUAGAAUAAAUAUACAUAAAAAUUUAUUAUAUCAUAAGUAUAUAAAUGAAGAACAAAAUAACAACUGCACAUUAAUUGAUGGGCACAUCAGUGUGAAUAAUCAAAUAUGCUUGAAAAAUAGUUGUAAUUGUGAUAAAUACAAUAGCUAUUAUAAUAAUAAUUUUAGCAGUAAUAAUAAUAGUAUUAAUAAUAAUAAUUAUAAUAAUUAUAAUUUUAACACUAAUAAUGAUAAUAAUAAUAAUAAUAAUAAUAAUAAUAAUAAUAAUAAUAAUAAUAAUAAUAAUAAUAAUAAUAAUAAUAAUAAUAAUAAUUAUUAUUAUUAUUAUUAUUAUUAUUAUAAUUAUAUUAAUUACAGUGAUGACAAUUAUAGAUAUGAAAUAAAUAAAAAUUUAAAAUUUUUUGAUGAUAUAUAUUUAGAUAGAGAAUUACUAUUUCCAGUUCUUUCAUCUCCUAAUAGAAGUAUAAUAAGAAAUAUGAAAAAAUAUUUAAAGGAUGGAAUAAAAUUUUCAAUAUAUAUUGAUCAAAUGGCUCCAGAAAUAUAUAAUUGUAAUAAAUAUAAAAAAAUUAAAUGGGCUUUAAUAAUAUUUUUUAUACCUGCAUGGCUAAUAAUAAAUAUUGUUUAUAUUAUUUUAGUUCAAAAGAUGUGGAGACAGAUGCUGAAUCCCUUACAUAGAUUGCUGAUAUCACCAUCCCUAAUUCGAUUAUCUUUUUAUAUACUAUUAUUAACAUUUUGUAUGCAAUGCCCUUAUGUUAAUAGUAAUUGUGUUGAGUAUACUUUAAUGGGAUAUAUGGCAUUAAAUACUAUGUUUAGUACUAUUUUUUAUGGGAACUUACUUCUAAUUAGUAAAGGUUAUAUGAUUACUAGAGCAAACUUUGAAAAAAAGGAGAGUAUAACUAUGACUUUAAUUAUUAGCUCUAUUUAUAUAUUAUCUUCAAUCAAUCAAGUAGAUAUAACUAGCAAUACUCCAAUUUUAAUAUGUUUAUAUAUUGCUUUAUUAUUUAUAUUAGUUGUUAAUAUUUUAUCUAUUAUUAAGUUUUUAAAACUAAAAUUAUCGUUUGUAAGGGAUGCUAGAAUUCAUGCUUGGGAAGAAUCAAUUAGUAUUAAACUAAAUAUGUAUAAAGCAUAUUUAACUGUUAUUGUUAUUUUUUUUUGUUUUGAAAUAAUUUUGCAUAUAUUGAAUAUGUUAUUUAAAUCUCUAUCAGGUAAUUUAACUUUAAUUGAAUAUACUCUUGAAUUAGUUAUAUGGUGUUGCGUAUUAUACAUUUUUAGAUAUAGAGGAGAUGUCUUAUAUUUUUCAUUGCUUUAUGAUAAUAGCACUUUGCAUAUAUUACCAUUAUAUAUAGCUAACACUGGCAUUGUUAAUUUCACUGAAGAAAAAAAUAGAAUAUCAUUAGAUAGUAAUAAACCUAUUUUGAUUUUAAAUCCUUUUGAAUAUGAAGGGAAACAUUUUUUAUCAUGUAUCACAAUUGGAAUACCAUUUAAUAUGGAAUACAAAAAAAUUGAUUUGCAUAAUAAAUAUAAAACAGUACCAUUAUAUAAUUUUAAUAGUAUGGACUUUAAUUAUGAUAUGAAUAAUACUUUUAUAUAUCAGAAUUCAAGAGAAAAUAAUGAUAUAUAA
Messenger RNA from Plasmodium relictum, 3585 nucleotides. Its product is annotated as conserved Plasmodium protein, unknown function. The record is from RefSeq and is a predicted model, not a curated record. NCBI's taxonomy places the organism in Eukaryota, Apicomplexa, Aconoidasida, Haemosporida, Plasmodiidae. Bases 1 to 3585 code for a protein of 1194 amino acids. The transcript has a single exon.